UAAAUUGUGACUUUUGAACAGGAAGUUUCCGUGUCAUCUGUAGCAGGAGCAUUUUCUCGGGUCCUUGAAAGUCCUGCUGUGUCUGUGUGGUCCUGGUGAAAAUGUCCGCGAUAAUUCCUCGUAUCGAACAGCUGUCAUCGAGGGUUGUUCGUGUUUUGGGCUGUAACCCGGGGCCCAUGACACUGCAGGGCACCAACACGUACCUGGUCGGGACAGGCAAGAGGCGAGUGUUAAUUGAUGCAGGCGAGCGCUCGGUCCCGGAGUAUAUUGUCAACCUGCGCGAGGCUCUGAAGCAGCAGGAGACGUCCAUACAGCACAUUAUAGUCACACACUGGCAUCACGACCACACUGGAGGAGUGCCGGAUAUACUCACAAACUUCCACACAGAUUCAGAGCUGAAGGUCAGUAAACUCCCUCGGUGUCCUCCACAGGAAGAAGCGAUUGGAGACCAAAAGAAGAAAUAUUCAUAUCUUGGUGAUGGUGAUGUGAUAAAGGCUGAAGGGGCAACAUUACGGGUGCUGUUUACUCCCGGACACACAGAUGAUCACAUGGCAUUAUUCCUGGAGGAGGAGCAAGCUGUGUUUUCAGGUGACUGUAUUCUUGGAGAGGGAACGGCUGUGUUUGAGGACCUCCAUGAUUACAUGAAGUCACUGCAGAAGCUCCUCAGCGUGAAGGCUGACCUCAUAUAUCCAGGUCACGGUCCAGUGGUCCAAGAUGCUUCUUCUAAGAUAUGUGAGUAUAUAACUCACCGCAAUGCAAGAGAACAGCAGAUCCUAAACGUUCUGCAGGAGAACAACAGAACUGCGUUCACCUCCUGCGAACUGGUUAAAGUGGUGUACAAGGAGACCCCAGAACACCUGCACAGAGCUGCAGAGUUUAACUUGCUGCACCAUUUAAAGAAACUCCACAAGGAAGGAAAGAUCUGUCUGGCUGAAAGCUCAAAUGAAAAGAAAUGGAAGAUCAAUUUGUGACAGUUUUUUACCCCACACACUCAUCACCUACAGAGACUAAUAGGGCUGUCCCUGUGAAGUGAGAUGGACUUAAGGGGACACUGGGACUAGUCACUUUUUCAAAUGUUGAACUUCUGUGAAAACCUGCUCUGAUAGGAGGCUAUUUACAUUUAUUUAGCAGACCCAUUCUUCCAAAUUGCCUUAACAAAUGACCACGUUCGAAAACAAGAAUAAAUCAUGCAACACAAAACAAUUCAUGAACUGGAAAAAAUUUAACAACCCUUGUAAUCCAGUGAAAUUUAAUUGUUGUCCUGGAUGUAUACUAGCAUCUGAUGAAUGUAGCAUCAUAUAAAGACAAUGAUGAAGAUGAUAGUAUCGUCUAUCGCUGACGCUGAUGCCUUCAACGAUAUCAAGAUGAUUAUUACCGGUAUUAUUUUUAUCAUCAUUAUGUGAUGCUAUCGAAUUAAUAUAAGGCUUUAUUUUUUCCAUCAUAUUUCUUUUUACGUGUUAGUGUUGCACAUUAUAACCAAUCAUGAUGAACCAAGAGUCAUUGCUGAAACACCUGAGUUUUGUUCAGUGUGCGUGUUUGCUGACUGAAUUCUGCUCUCUCGCAAAUCCUCUUAUCAUAAACAAUAAAGUGUAGCUGUACGUGUGCGAUGUAAGUAUGAGAUAUUAAUCAUCAUACAGUAUAGACAGCUUCACUGAUUAUAAAAGGAGUGUUGCUUAAAGUGCAUGAACUCGCGCUAGUCAGAGAUGUUUUUUGUUAAUGUUAAUAUUUUUUGCUUGUUUUCUAUGGCUGCUGUUUGAAUAACCUGAGGAAAUGUAAGCAUUAUAAUUAGUAACUUACAGUGUUUCCAUUAAGCUGUGAUCAUGUUAAAUACAAAUCAUAUUCAAAAUAUUUUAUGAUAGAUUACACUAACAUUAGACUGCUUUUAAACUUAUCCUGGAGUUGAAUCACUCUCCGGGUAUGAAACUAAGUAAAUAAUUAAAUUAAAGCGAUAAUAUUGUGUAUUGUCAAUCUUCCAGGCUGACAAUAGGACAACAUGCCGCCCAACACUAGUAUGAGCAUCAGUCAACAAAAAUGUAUUUAUUCCAUGAGAGGAACAUGUAAGUGUAAAAUAAAGCAGCAUUUAUGAGGCUAAUUAUAUAACUGGAAUAGCAAAUCGGUGUAAAUGAUUCUAAACAUAUUUUUCAAAAGUACAAUUUGUUUACCUUUCUAUACCUGUAAUUAUUUAAUCAGAGAAAAAUAACAAGUGCACCUUUAAUGUGUAACAUUUUAUCAUUUUAAAUGCUGUACACCCCCCUUU
Carassius auratus (goldfish) is the source of this 2257-nucleotide messenger RNA. RefSeq names its product endoribonuclease LACTB2-like. The transcript is spliced from 7 exons. The record is from RefSeq and is a predicted model, not a curated record. NCBI's taxonomy places the organism in Eukaryota, Metazoa, Chordata, Actinopteri, Cypriniformes, Cyprinidae. Gene Ontology annotation, cellular component: mitochondrial matrix. Bases 102 to 971 code for a protein of 289 amino acids. Gene Ontology annotation, molecular function: single-stranded RNA binding; RNA endonuclease activity.